AUGCGGAUCCCAAUUCGCGAACAGCUAGGAUGUCUGGUCUUGCUGGCGUCUAUGAUCGGCUUGGCCGUGAUUGCCAUUGCGACCUGGGUCACCAACCAUAACUUUGUGCUCAGCGUUAGGUCUACGAGACUUGAUCUGACCGCCUCGCUCAAGGCAGCCCAAGUAUCCUCGACCCUGAACCUCAUGCAGAUCAUCGUCGUCCAGGCCUCGAGCCGGCUCUCUCCGCAGUCCGCUCUGCAACGCUACUAUCUGGGGAAUACAUCUGCUGAAAAUUGGGGCCGGACGAACGAAGACUAUGAUGCUAUAUUCACGGGGGACGUGAGGACGCGCAUUGCUAUACAGGCCCGCAUUUACCCUAGAGAUACGUCCGACAAGAUCUUGUUCAGCCGUACUGCCAACACCAUGCUCGAUGUACAAUUGCCCUACAACACUCCCGAUGGACAGCCAGCCAGAUUGGGCGACUCGACCUAUGGCUUCAUUCCCGAGCUAUACCCCAGAUUUGAUGUUCGACCAAUACAGUAUAACUCGUCCUUCAAUGAAUAUGGGGCCGUGUACGAGGGUCGAGCCAUGAACAACUCCAGCUAUCUGUUCUCUGGGCCGUACAGAGUCAAUGACACCCUCAGCCUUGUGUCAAUUACGCUGCCAAUCAUCAACAAUACUUCGAACAUCGAAACCCUGGGCUGGCUCACGGCUGUGCUGGACGCCUCACUUCUGGUCAACGUCGUCAAUCAACUGGAGGGUCUUGGUGAAAGCGGUCUUACAAUGCUGUUUGGACCUCAAAACGAUACUAACCGCUUCCCCACCGGGUACCUCUACGAUGCGCCGAUUCAUGACCCACCGGAAGAUGCCCAGGUGCGCUUCCUAGUUCCUCCAACCGUCAGGAACGACGUGACAAGACAUGGUCAAGAAGACGUUGCCCUUAACCCGCCAUCUUUCGACUGGACCAAAUUCCCGGCCAUCAAGCAAGCUUACACCAAGAGCACAGGAACCACGAACAAUGCUGGAAGCAUCAUUUCCACACACAACGAGGAGGGAGACAAUGUUGCUAUUGGCUACGGUGUCGUAAACAGCUCUAUGGUUGAUUGGGUUGUCAUUGUCGAGCAGAUGCAUGGCGAGGUGUGGGGACCUAUUUACCAUCUGCGCAACGUCAUCAUUGCCUGCGUAUUCGGCACCAUGGGUGCUAUGCUUCUACUCACGUUUCCCAUCGCUCACUACUCUAGUCGGCCGAUUCGACGCCUGCGAGACGCCACAAAGAAGACUGUUGCGCCUCACCUUUUCGAAGACGACAUAAGCCUGAGCUCGGGCAACGAUGGUGCGAAUGAUAGCCCCGACGAAGCACUUGCCCGCAAGGAGGGUUUCUUUGGCCAGAUCAUCCACUACCGGAGGAACCAGAAAGCCAACAAAGCAGAAAAGCGGGAAGCAGAAAGAAGACGACAAUUUCGGAUUCCUGGCAAGGUCAAGGAUAGGAAACAUCUGAUCCACGACGAAUUGACGGACCUUACGAAGACCUUCAAUGAGAUGACAGACGAGCUCAUGAUGCAGUACGAGCGACUUGAAGAGAGGGUGCAGCAAAGGACAGCCGAGUUGAACGAGAGCAAGAAGGCUGCGGAAGCAGCAAAUGAGAGCAAGACUCUUUUCAUUGCGAAUAUUUCGCACGAACUGAAGACACCGCUCAACGGUAUUCUGGGCAUGUGUGCGGUCUGCAUGUCUGAAGACGAUCCAGUCAAGCUGAGAAGAUCUCUGGGCAUCAUCUAUAAGAGCGGCGAUCUCCUUCUCAAUCUUCUAACGGAUCUUCUGACAUUCAGUAAGAAUCAGGUCGGACAGCAGCUAAGCUUGGAUGAGAAGGAGUUCAGGUUACGUGAUAUCAGUUCACAAAUUCUGGCCAUCUUCGACAAGCAGGCGAAAGAGGGUGGUAUCAGCCUAAACGUACGAUUUGAGGGACCAUACGACGCCAAUCUCAACGAUGAUGGGCGGCCAAACCAUGCUGGCGAUCUGGGACCAUACGGACUUGGACGACUCAAGGACAUGAUCCUCUACGGAGAUCAACACCGAAUCCUACAAGUCGUCAUCAACCUGGUCUCGAAUAGUUUGAAGUUCACACCGCAAGGUGGAAACGUCACAAUGACUAUUCGCUGUACUGGAGAGGCGCACAUGACCGACAGUCGAAAAGCUUCGUUGGCUUCUAGGCAAAGUUCAGCGAGAAAUUCGAAGAAUCGCUUCAAAACGACGAGUUCAGAAGUAGGGUCAAUGUCGACGACAAGCCCCAACGGCUUUGCAACAGCGAACCACAUUAACGCACUCGAGAAGCCCAAUGCAUACUCCCACAUUAUGAUCUCAGAUCGAGCAGCGACACCACCGCCUGGGCGAUGGCUGGCUUUUGAAUUCGAGGUUGAGGAUACUGGCCCAGGUAUUCCAGAGGACAUUCACGCCAAGAUCUUCGAGCCUUUCGUGCAGGGUGACUUGGGUCUCAGCAAGAAGUACGGCGGUACCGGUCUUGGACUGAGUAUCUGCUCGCAACUGGCUGGCCUGAUGAAGGGUACCGUUGGCUUAAAGAGUGAAGUCGGGCACGGCAGUGUCUUCACGAUGUCGAUACCACUCAAGCACCUUUCGAGUCGCGCCGACAGCACAGCGAGCUCCCAAGUCGACCCUAACUCACGACGAAACUCAUCCAUUGACGAACCCCGCGCUGCGUCAAGGGAUGAUGCUCGGUCGAUUCGAUCAGGACACUCAGUCAAGAGCGGUCCAAGUCCUGUACCUGUCGUCAACGCUAAUACCGCUGCCGCCGGGACCACUGCAGGUCCUGUUGCAUUUGAACAAGACUCGAAACCGCGCUUGGUCGGUCUCAGCCAGCCAUUCUUCGCAUCAAACGCUCCUUUGGAAUCGCCCAAUUCGCAAGCAGCAGCAAUGGAGCGUGUGGAAGCGGAAGCCACCAAGGGUGGCAAGAAGAUCAAGGUCCUUGUCGCGGAGGACAAUACAACUAAUCAGAUCGUGGUCAUGCGCAUGCUUAAGCUUGAGGAUGUGUACGAUGUAACAGUAGCGAAAGACGGUCAAGAGGCACUCGACAGGGUCAAAGAAAGCAUGGAGGCCGGAGAUCCGUACAACUUGAUCUUCAUGGACGUGCAAAUGCCGAACAUGGAUGGUCUGGACUCGACACGACUUAUUCGACAAUCUGGGUUCUUGGCUCCCAUCGUCGCUUUGACUGCCUAUGCUGAAGAGUCCAACGUGAAGCAAUGUAUGGAAUCUGGCAUGGACUUCUUCCUGUCAAAACCCAUCCGCCGACCAGCGCUCAAACACGUCCUCAAGACCUACUGUCCUCCCAUCGUUGAGGAGGAUGAAGGCGGAGAGAAAACACCACCAAAGAACUUGCCAAAUCCUGAGGCACCUCCACUGAUAGCCACAUCAAUUUCCUCUGGUCAAACAAAAGGACCUUUCUCGACGAAAGCCGGGCUGAGCGAACACGUCGAGUCGCCUGCAAUCUCGCCAGGGGCUACCUGA
Macroventuria anomochaeta is the source of this 3495-nucleotide messenger RNA. Its product is annotated as putative histidine kinase HHK5p. NCBI's taxonomy places the organism in Eukaryota, Fungi, Ascomycota, Dothideomycetes, Pleosporales, Didymellaceae. The coding region runs from base 1 to 3495 and encodes 1164 amino acids. The record is from RefSeq and is a predicted model, not a curated record. The transcript has 3 exons. Gene Ontology annotation, biological process: phosphorylation; phosphorelay signal transduction system. Gene Ontology annotation, molecular function: phosphorelay sensor kinase activity.